CUCUCUCCUCCUUUUGUCUUCUCUCCCUUCUUUUUUCUCCGGCUCCUCUCCCUGGCCCCACCCCGGGCCUCGGUCAGGUGCCCUCCAAAUGGGGCCAGCUCUGCCUUUGCUGCUGCUGCUGCUGCUGCCGUGGGGAGCCGAGGGUGGGGGCGAGGCGGGCGCUGGGAGCCCAGGCAAGAAGACCCUAAGCCUGGCGGGGGACCUGGUUCUGGGCGGGCUGUUCCCGGUGCACCAGAAGGGGGUCCCGGGGGCUGGGGGGAACGGGGAGUGCGGCGGCCCCGUGAACGAACAGCGCGGGGUGCAGCGCCUGGAGGCCAUGCUCUUCGCCCUGGACCGCAUCAACGGCGACCCGCGGCUGCUCCCCGGCGUGCGCCUGGGCGCGCACAUCCUCGACAGCUGCUCCACCGACACGCACGCACUGGAGCAGGCCCUGGACUUCGUGCGCGCCUCCCUCAGCCGCGGCGCCCCGGGCUCCCGCCACGUGUGCCCCGACGGCUCCUACGCCAUCCACGGCGAGCCGCCCACAGCCAUCACCGGCGUCAUCGGCGGCUCCUACAGCGACGUCUCCAUCCAGGUAGCCAACCUCCUCCGGCUUUUCCAGAUCCCACAGAUCAGUUAUGCGUCAACCAGCGCUAAGCUCAGUGACAAGUCCCGUUAUGAUUACUUUGCUCGCACGGUGCCUCCAGAUUUCUACCAGGCCAAGGCCAUGGCUGAGAUUCUCCGCUUCUUCAACUGGACCUAUGUCUCUACUGUGGCCUCAGAGGGUGACUAUGGGGAGACUGGCAUCGAGGCCUUUGAGCUGGAAGCCCGAGCCCGCAACAUCUGCGUGGCCACUUCGGAGAAGGUGGGCCGAGCCAUGAGCAGGGCUGCCUUUGAGGGGGUGGUUCGGGCCCUGAUGCAGAAGCCCAGUGCCCGCGUGGCUGUGGUGUUUGCUCGCUCGGAGGAUGCCCGGGAGCUUCUGGCGGCUGCCCAGCGCCUCAAUGCCUCCUUCACCUGGGUGGCCAGUGACGGCUGGGGGGCCCUGGAAAGUGUGGUGGCCGGCAACGAGGGAGCAGCAGAGGGGGCCCUCACCAUCGAGCUGGCCUCCUAUCCCAUCAGUGACUUUGCCACUUACUUUCGAGCCCUUGAUCCGUGGAACAACAGCCGGAACCCUUGGUUUAGAGAAUUCUGGGAGCAGAAAUUUGGCUGUAGCUUCCGCCGGCGGGACUGCGGGGGCCACUCGCUCAAGACGGGACCCUUUGAGCAGGAGUCCAAAAUCAUGUUUGUGGUCAACGCUGUGUAUGCCAUGGCUCACAGCUUGCACAACAUGCACCAGGCCUUGUGUCCCAACACGACCCAUCUCUGUGACGCCAUGCGGCCGGUCAACGGGAAGCGGCUCUACAAAGAUUUCAUGCUCAAUGUCAAGUUUGAUGCCCCGUUCCGCCCGGCCGACACCCACAGCGAGGUGCGCUUCGACCGCUUCGGCGACGGCAUCGGCCGCUACAACAUCUUCACGUACCUCCGCGCCGCCGGCGGCCGCUACCGCUACCGGAAGGUGGGCUACUGGGCCGAGGGCCUGCGCCUGGAGCCGGGCCUCAUCCCGUGGGCCUCGCGCGCGCCGCCGGCCUCGCGCUGCAGCGAGCCCUGCCAGCAGCACGAGAUGAAGAGCGUGCAGCCCGGGGACGUCUGCUGCUGGCUCUGCAUCCCCUGCCAGCCCUACGAGUACCUGCGGGACGAGUUCACCUGCGCCGACUGCGGCCUGGGCUUCUGGCCCAACGCCAGCCUGUCGGGCUGCUCGGAGCUGCCGCAGGAGUACAUCCGCUGGGGGGACGCGUGGGCCCUGGGCCCCGUCAGCCUCUCCUGCCUGGGCGUCGUGGCCACGCUCUUCGUGCUCGGGGUCUUCGUGCGGCACAACGGCACGCCCGUGGUGAAGGCCUCGGGCCGCGAGCUCUGCUACAUCCUGCUGGCCGGCGUGCUGCUCUGCUACGCCAUGACCUUCGUGCUCCUGGCCAAGCCCUCGGCGGCCGUGUGCGCGCUGCGCCGCCUCGGCCUGGGCACCGCCUUCUCCGUCUGCUACUCGGCGCUGCUCACCAAGACCAACCGCAUCGCGCGCAUCUUCGGCGGCGGCGCCGGCGCGCGCCGCCCGCGCUUCAUCAGCCCGGCCUCGCAGGUGGCCAUCUGCCUGGCGCUCAUCUCGGGCCAGCUGCUGGUGGCGGCCGCGUGGCUGCUGGCGGAGGCGCCGGGCGCGGGCAAGGAGACGGCGCCCGAGCGCCGGGAGGUGGUGACGCUGCGCUGCAGCCACCGCGACUCGGGCAUGCUGGCCUCGCUGGCCUACAACGUGCUGCUCAUCGCGCUCUGCACGCUCUACGCCUUCAAGACGCGCAAGUGCCCCGAGAACUUCAACGAGGCCAAGUUCAUCGGCUUCACCAUGUACACCACGUGCAUCAUCUGGCUGGCCUUCCUGCCCAUCUUCUACGUCACCUCCAGCGACUACAGGGUACAGACCACGACCAUGUGCGUGUCUGUCAGCCUCAGCGGCUCCGUGGUCCUAGGCUGCCUCUUUACUCCCAAGCUUCACAUCAUCCUCUUCCAGCCACAGAAGAAUGUAGUCACCCACCGAGCACCUACCAGCCGCUUCAGUGUCACGGCUGCUGGCUCCAGCAUCUCCCACGGCUCUGGCUCCCAGUUUGUCCCUACGGUAUGUAAUGGCCGGGAAGUGGUGGACUCUACAACUUCAUCACUCUGAGGCUGAGCCCCCAAACAACCCAGCUCCCUGGUUAGAGAUGGGGAGAUAGCACAGGGCCUUAUUCCCAGGACCCAAGCAGAUGAACAUUGGAACAUUGCAAUAACCCCAAAUCAUCUCAUUUCUCUAAUACCCAAACAUUGUCAUCUCCCCUAAUCCCCAUGGGUUGUUAUAACAACCUAAACCCAUCCUACUUCCCAACUUUGGCCCAAGGUCAGAAGCUGCUGGAGAAUGUUGGGAGCAUGGGGUGCCCAAGAGAUCAUAGCAUUGGCUUUGUUUGACCCAAUAGUGUCAAAUGGAAACCCUGAGAGAGGGGCUGGGGUUAGAGAGGUGGAUUUGACAGAAGUAGAGAUGCUACAGAUCUAGGAUCAAAGGGUUUAUAUUAGGGAGGCAGUCCCCAAAUGGGAAGGAAAUAGAGGAGCCAGGUUCUCCCCAGUCUUUGCUACAUCAAAGUUGCUUCCAGCUCUGGGUCGAACUCCUAAUCCCUACUUAUGUCCUAGGGCUUUUAAUUUUUUAUAUAAGUUAUUUUAAGGGUGGGAGGAGGGAGCACCUAGUCUUCCUGAAAAAAUAAUGUAUCCUGUGGUUUAUUUUGUAAUUUCUGUAA
Molecule: messenger RNA, 3326 nt
Organism: Sarcophilus harrisii (Tasmanian devil)
Lineage: Eukaryota; Metazoa; Chordata; Mammalia; Dasyuromorphia; Dasyuridae
Gene: GRM2
Product: glutamate metabotropic receptor 2
Exons: 5
Coding region: 89-2725 (878 amino acids)
Biological process (GO): regulation of synaptic transmission, glutamatergic; G protein-coupled glutamate receptor signaling pathway
Cellular component (GO): membrane
Molecular function (GO): group II metabotropic glutamate receptor activity
Source: RefSeq, a predicted model, not a curated record